CUUAAAUCACGAAACCUUCAGUUAAACAUAAUAUUUUGAUUUUCAGCGUUUGACUUUGAUUUAUUGUGUGAAAUGUGUAUUAGUACGUGUUUUCUCCCCACUGCAUUUAAAUUAUUUCACCCUAUAUUUUCAGACUCAGAAUGGACGCUAUAUCAUCUGUACACACCAUAUAAUAUGUUUUAAUCAAUUGGAUAGGCAGGGUAGCCUGUCAGUCUACAUGCUUGUCACGUACUUCUGUAUCUUAGCAACCCGUUACAGGAAUCCCGUUACUUUUCCCCCGAUGUAAUAUUAUGAUGAUGUCAGCAAGGAACAAUAAUUCGCCUCAUCCCAAAUAACGAUAAUUUGAAAUGAAAGAAAGAAAUCUUUCGGGUUUAUCUCCAUUGGAUUGUCUUUCACGCAGUGUAACAGUGUGUAAUUUGGCGCAACUGGACCUGCAGCCUUGCACGGAGUCUCCCUCCCUCCCAACCCCCCUCUCUGUCUCCGGGUCUCUCUCCAGCUGAAAGCCAGCACUUCUCGUCCAGGUGAGACAUUUUUGGAGUGCCUCAUUGGAACCGUAACCCGCCGACAAGAUGACGGACUCCACACCGCCAGACUCCACCACCGUCCCGGACCCGGCUGCAGUUGUGGACUCCACGGUGGUGAACGGGCAGUGCGAGCAGGCGGACACCCAGCAACAGCAGCAGCAGCAGCAGCAGCCCAGCACAGAAAGUCAGGGAGAGGGUUUCAAGAUGGACCAGGAGAUGAAGAUAACAGACAGCAUAGAUGACAAAGGUCUUCUGGAAAGCAGUAUGCGUUUGAAGCCUCAUGAAGCACAGAGUUACCGCAAGAAAGCUCUGUGGGUGUCUUGGGUGUCCAUAGCAGUCACCAUCGUCCUGGCAAUCGUCGCUUUCACUGUUUCCGUCAUGCGCCACAGCGCUUCAGCUUUUGGAUUUGCCUUUGAUGCCACGCUGGAUGUGCUGUCCUCUGUUAUUGUAUUGUGGCGAUACAGCAACGCUGCAGCCGUCCACUCAGCCCACCGUGAAUACAUAGCCUGUGUUAUUCUGGGUGUGAUUUUCAUCUUGUCAUCCCUGUGCAUUAUGGGUAAGGCCAUCCACGACCUGGCCACCAAGUUGCUACCUGAAGUGGAUGGAUUCCUGUUCAGUGUGUCCAUCAUCAGCGGCUUGGUGUGCAUCGUCCUGGCUGUGAUCAAGUUUAUGCUUGGCAAGGUGCUCACGAGCCGAGCCCUCAUCACUGACGGAUUCAACUCCCUGGUGGGGGGAAUCAUGGGGUUCUCCAUCCUCAUCAGUGCUGAAGUGUUUAAACAUGAGCCCAAUGUGUGGUACCUGGACGGGACAAUAGGUGUCCUCAUAGGUCUUACCAUCUUCGCCUAUGGAGUCAAGCUGCUGCUGGACAUGGUCCCGCGGGUCCGUCAAACCAGGAACUACGAGCGCUUUGAGUGACGGACCACAGAGGAAAAGACGGGAGGGAGAAGACGAGGGUUUUGGGAGGGAUGGACUGACUGGCUGACAGGAGAAGGACGGGGACUACAGUCUCCACAGACAAUCACACUGAGUCCUCGUGGUGCCAGCGGAGGCUUCAGUGUCUUUACAGUCCUCCUAUUCAGAGAUGUGAACUGUGGAUCCAGGCCAGUGAUGACAGAGUGGGGAGGAAACAUUUCUGGGCACCUUUUAAGUGUUUUACAAUUUGGUGUACAUAUAAUAUUUAUCUGUCUUUUAACAGUGAUGGGUCAGUCUGUUUUUCAUGCCUCCAUAUUUAAACUUGAGGGUUAAACAGAUAGUGAAAGGGAGAUAACGAGACAGAAAUGACCAAACAGGACAGAGACGAGCUUGGACCGCAGCGCGCAGGAGAAAAUAUGGACCCUGAGCGUCCAUAACUCCUUAAAGCAACAGAUUUCUGUACAGUGAGUUGAUGUACAAUACCUCAGUUCCACCUCAUCACCCUGUCAAAACACAGCAGUUUAUUUUUCCCAUGGUUCCUAGAGGCCUUUGCUCAGCUGUGCUAUAAAAUGUCGCCGUGCAAACUGA
Messenger RNA from Acanthopagrus latus (yellowfin seabream), 2024 nucleotides. Its product is annotated as transmembrane protein 163-like. The record is from RefSeq and is a predicted model, not a curated record. Gene Ontology annotation, molecular function: zinc ion binding. Bases 570 to 1439 code for a protein of 289 amino acids. The transcript is spliced from 9 exons. Gene Ontology annotation, cellular component: synaptic vesicle membrane. Lineage: Eukaryota; Metazoa; Chordata; Actinopteri; Spariformes; Sparidae.